UAUGUACCCACACAGUCCGCCGCGCGCCGUCACCGGGGGCGCCUGUGUCGCUUGCUCUGCAUGUUCAUUAAAACUUGUCUUUACGCAAGUUUAGACCUAUAUGUGCUUAAAGUCCACAGAUAUCUGGAUUGAUAUAUUUUCGGAGUGCUUCUUACAGAACCGUUUAACAGAACGGUUAGGUGCACGCUCGCAACUCAAAUGCGGGCUUGGAACAUUUGUGGGUGGAAAAAUAAACAUAACACUCCGGAGCGGCAUCAGAGCGAGGCGCCGACUCGGCGCCCAACUCCACACGCCUGCUGAUGACACAAUAAAUUGUGAUGCUGGCACGAACAGGUCCCUACAGGAAACUGCGUCCUAGAGGACGGCGAAGGACGUUCUAGCAAUCGAAUUUCUAGUUCUAUAAGUGCAAGUGCCUAAUUAUUUUGUAAACAUGUUGGGUAACCGACGUAACUUAAUAUUUAGAGUGAGCAUUGUGAUCAAUAUCGCCGUGCUGCUGUACGCGGCGAUGCAUCUGUCAGUGAACACCGCGCCUGGGGUGGAGUGGAUACCCAUCACGGUAGACGGAUCCGAGAGGAGCGCCGAGCUGCGGUACCUCGGCCGAGAGGACGUCAGGAACGACACUGAAAUGAGAUCAAUCGAGUCGAGCGUUAGGAAUUUAGAGGAGUCGACAUCGCAAAAGACUACUUCCACGAUGCCGACUACAAACAAAACAGCGUCUAGUACCGCUUCUAUGGUAGAUAUAGAGAAGAAGAUUAGUGCUGUGCCCUCUGAUGCAGAUAUAACUAAUGAAACGCUCGACCUUGAUGUAGUGGAUGAGAACGCGCUGUCGGAAGCGACUUUGACACGACUGAAAUGUUUACUCACCUGCACAGACAAGGACUUCGCUUCGCAAACAGUGCAGCGGGGGGAGUUCUGGGUGUUAAAGAACUACGUGCGCGCUGACCACGGCACGAUUCAAUGUCACGAGACAAUUACUUACACCACUCAUGCCGGUUUUGAGUUCCUCGAUAACGUUCUGCCUUUAGUUGAAAGAUGGAUGGCGCCGGUGAGCCUGGCGAUCCACGCGCCGGGAGCAGACAUGGCCCCGACCGUGGACAGCAUCAGAUACCUUCGGGAUUGCACCGGGAACGAACUCAUCCGACAAUAUGUCACUUUCCACAUCUUCUUCCCCAACAAACAUAUACCUAGCAAGAUACAAGACCCUGAGAAGUUCCUCCUCACACCGUAUAACUGCACGUUAAAACCGCCAUAUGACGUGAACUCUUCAACGACUUACAUGAAAGAGAAGAGUCUCUUAUAUCCAGUGAAUGUUGCUCGAAACAUCGCCAGAGAUGCUGCUGUGACACAUUUCAUAUUGCCCUCUGACAUAGAGCUGUAUCCUAGUCCGAAUUUAAUACCUAGAUUUUUGAAUAUGAUAGCAAGAAAUGCAAAGCCUUUAAACACGUCUACAAAGCCGAGGGUGUUCCCUAUAAGUAUCUUUGAAGUCGACGCCAAAGUUCAAGUGCCAUCAACAAAGACGGAACUCCAACGUAUGUUGGCGAAUAAGACUGCAAUACCAUUCCAUAAAUUCGUAUGUCCUAACUGUCACAACAUACCCCAAGGUCUGCAGUGGAUGACCGCGCCGGAAACAAGCCAGAUGGGUGUGUUCCACGUGGGGAAGCGGCAUGGUAAAUACGUGCACUGGGAGCCAAUUUUCAUUGGCACUCACCAGGACCCGUACUACGACGAGAGACUCAGUUGGGAAGGAAAGAAAGAUAAAAUGACACAGGGCUACGUUCUCUGCGUAAAAGAUUACGACUUCAUGAUCUUGAACAACGCAUUCCUCACGCACAAGCCUGGCAUAAAGCACUACGUGAAGAACCCGAAAAGGGAGGCCAUAGCAGGCCGCCAAACAAACUUCGUCAAAAACGUAAUCAUGCCUGAAUUGAAGAAACUAUUCGGCACGAGGAGUGGAUGUGCGCUGUGACGAAUUAGAACAAUUAAUUAUAGAAUUUUACCGCAGUGAUAAGUGAUAACAGAUCUAACCAACCAUCAACAGUGUGCAAUUUUCCGCCUGACUUUUAUAAAACCUUUACAGAUGGAAUUGCGACUCGGUUUAAAAACAUAUCAUUAUUGUAACAAUGGAUAGUAUUCAGUCAUCACCCUUAAUUUUGUAAGUGUGACCGCAAACUGAACAACACGCAAGCUUCCGACCAUCUAUACUGUUUUCAAAUCAGUCUCACCCUCGUCCGUAUAGUCUAAGCUAAAUUGAAGUGUAUAUUUUAUAUUUUCGAUAUAACACAUUUGAUAGAUGUAACGUAUUCUAUUUUGCCGCCCAAAAUGAUUCCAUUAAAUCCUGCUACGGUAUUGCCUUCGUACGUGUGUGAGAGGCUCGAAAUAGUAACAUAAACACACUUUUAGUUAUCUUUUAUUUGUUUUAAAUGUAAAUAUUUCAUCUCUGAACAUCAACGCGAGGUGUUUACAUUGUUUUGUUUGAUGUAAGAAGGCACUUGACUGUAUUUAAGUACUUUUUUACAUCGCAAACAUUAAAACGCGUAGAUAUUAUAGACUUAUGUAUUUUUACGGUAGAUAUAGUUUUAUCAGCUUCGUACAUAUUUGCUUUAAUAUGUAUUGUACUGUCUCAUUGAGUUUAGAAAUUAAUUUAUGUUUGUAAACAGUCCGCUAGAUACACAUGCUAGAUGAUUUAAACGACUAAUUAAUAAUAAUUAUUAUACAAUUCAUUGAUUUUAGUCAUUCGAAUUACGGCAAAUUUCAUGUAUGUAUUUUUGUAUUGAGUAUUUAAGUUGAACUUGCCACAUUUUAUCUGGUAUGUUGUUCCGUCUCUUAUAAUUUAUUUAAAAUCAUAUUAAAUUCUAUUCUGUUUUGUAUAUAAUCAUCAAGUAGGUAUUUUACUGUUUAAUAUUUUGACUCUACAUGAUAUUAAUAUAAGUACUAUUUUAUUACAUUGUCAACUAUUCCAGUAUUAAUUUCUCCAUUUAUUUUAAUGAAACUAUAACAAACCAGUCAUUGCAUUCAUCCAUAAAGGUUCCUAGAGGUACAGACGCCCAGUCCACAUCGCAAAAUUUCAUUUUAUCCAUAAAAAUCGCACAGACGAUAACCAUGUGUAACGUGGUUGCAUUAUCUUUUUAUAAACUUUUAUAAGUAGCAUUUAGAAUACGUAUGAAUUCACUUGUAUCAAUUACUAUAGAUCCGUAAUAAAAUUGAUCUAUAUUGCGUCAAUAUUCAGAGUCUAUGCAGCAUUUAAUGAUUACUCUUUAGAAUUAGACUUAUUUAUAUAAUAAAUAAUGCUUGAUUCAUAUAAAGGUUUGAGGAAAUUGAGUCAUAAAGCCUAUAUAGGAUAAGUGUAAAAUGUGUUGGGCCUUAUUGUGGUUUUAGUAAUGCUAUGUACAUGUAAAGUAAGUGUUUAAACUCACCACGUCCGACAUUUAGCUUCGAAACAUCUUUUAGUUGUGUAGGGUAUCCUGUACUUCUUUUACUUUUAUCUUGUUAAUAUAAUUUUUUAAUUUCUAAUUAGUUGCGUGUAGUAUUUGUGUCUUUUUUCAGUUAAAUAUAUUAAUUUAGAAUUUCACUCUUCUUAGAAACUAUAAGGCAUUACAUUCUUUUGUAGAGCUAUGUAGCUAGUUAUUUAUGUAUGAAAUAGUAAUACAAAUCAACUAAUCAGUAAUAACAUUUUUAUCAAAAGCCACAGUAGUACAAACGUGGUAGUAAAGAUAUGCGUGAUAAAAAAUAUUAUCAACCAUGUUUUUCUAUUUCAAAAAAUACAAUAGAUAACAGAAUCGUUAUUCUUCCAUUAAGAUUAAUAUCAGCGAACGCUACUCGAAGCGUUCUCAAUACUUCUAGUUGUAGUUACUUCCUUAAUCGUAAUAAUGUAAGUUUUCUUUAGUCUAUUUAACAUUAGUAUUACAUAGUAUUUUCCGCAUCGGGUUUGGGUUACGGUAAUGCAUGUGGUGAGUUUUCACUUGGGCUUCAAGUGCCUGUUAGUUAUAAGUGCAAUAUAAAAGUCUUUAAAUGUGAUCAUUUACGAAAAUGUAUUUAUCGAUAUGUAAUUAUUCCAAGAAUUUUACCUUUUAUAAACAAUUUCGUACGAAUCUACAGAACGUGUAAUCGGUGUAAAGUUGAAAUAAAAGGAAUAUCACUCAU
Molecule: messenger RNA, 4140 nt
Organism: Manduca sexta (tobacco hornworm)
Lineage: Eukaryota; Metazoa; Arthropoda; Insecta; Lepidoptera; Sphingidae
Product: beta-1,4-glucuronyltransferase 1
Exons: 7
Coding region: 431-1966 (511 amino acids)
Source: RefSeq, a predicted model, not a curated record